This is a messenger RNA of Columba livia (rock pigeon), 3046 nucleotides long. RefSeq names its product tripartite motif containing 41 (gene TRIM41). The record is from RefSeq and is a predicted model, not a curated record. Gene Ontology annotation, molecular function: zinc ion binding; ubiquitin protein ligase activity; protein binding. Gene Ontology annotation, biological process: protein ubiquitination. The transcript is spliced from 7 exons. Bases 184 to 1908 code for a protein of 574 amino acids. Gene Ontology annotation, cellular component: cytoplasm. NCBI's taxonomy places the organism in Eukaryota, Metazoa, Chordata, Aves, Columbiformes, Columbidae.
GUAAAAAGGGCGGUUCUACCGCUAGCGGGACCGGAAGGCGGAAGUGGUGGGGUGUUUGCCGGAGGUUUGGGGAGCCCUCCCGGGAUCAUAGAGCGACGGUGGGGGAAGCGGGUGGAGCGGGAUAGAGCGUCUCCCCCCGGGCUGUGGCCUAGUGGGGGUUAAGCCCGGCUUAGCGGCGGCGGCAUGGCGUCCCCGGCGCGGCCGGACGCGGUGCAGACGCUGCGGGAGGAGGCGAUCUGCGCCAUCUGCCUCGACUACUUCGCCGACCCCGUGUCCAUCGGCUGCGGCCACAACUUCUGCCGCCGCUGCAUCGCGCGCCUCUGGGACAACGACAGUGACAAUGACAAUGACAACGGGACGGCCGCGGGGGGCGAGGGGGACGAGGAGGAGGAGGAGGAAGAGGAAGAGGAAGAGGAGGAAAUGUGGAGCGAGGAGGAAGAGGAAGCCACGGAGCUUUGGGAUGAAGACGAGGAGGAGGACGAGGAAACUUGGGACAACGCGCCGGAUGAUGCUUAUUAUAAUUACGAUGAGGAUGUGAUGGAGGAGGAUGUGGAGGAGGAAGAGGAAGAGGAGGAGGAGGAGGAGGAGGAAGAGGAAGAAGCGCCCCCACCGCAAACCCCCCCGCGCCGCUCGCCCCCCUUCACCUGCCCCCAAUGCCGGAAAACCUUUUACCAGCGGAAUUUUCGGCCUAAUUUACAAUUGGCCAAUAUGGUGCAAAUCAUCCGGCAGCUGCACCCGCAGCGACCUGGGGGGCCCGGGGGUGGACACGGGGGACCCCCCGAGCUGUGCCAGAGGCACCAGGAGCCGCUGAAGCUGUUCUGCGAGGUGGACGAGGAGGCCAUUUGCGUGGUGUGCCGAGAGUCGCGGGCGCACCGGGCGCACAGCGUGCUGCCGCUCGAGGAGGUGGUCACCGAGUACAGGAACAAGCUCCAGAGGCACCUGGAGCCGCUCAAGCAGAAACUGGAGGCGGUUGUGAAGCAAAAAUCCCACGAGGAGGCGAAAAUCACGGAGCUGAGGGAGCAGAUGCAGCUGGAGCUGCAGGAGCUGCAGGCGGAGCUGGAGGCGCUGCAGCGGUUCCUGCUGGGGGAGCAGGUGCAGCAGCUGCAGCAGCUGGAGUCGCGCUUCCAGGCGCUGCUGGCGCGGCAGAGCCGCAACGUGGCGGCGCUGGAGACGCAGCGCGCGGCGCUGGAGCGGCUCAUCGCGCAGGCGCGGGACAGCGCGCGCCACGGCGGGCUGCAGCUCAUCAAGGACAUCAAAGGCACCUUCAUCAGAUGUGAAAACAUCAAAUUCCAGGAGCCCGAGAUGGUGCCCGUGGACGUGGGCAAGAAAUACGGGAACUGUUUCCUGCAGGACGUGGUGAUGAGGAAGAUGGAGAAGGUGUUCAGCAAAGUCCCCAAGGCGGAGGUGACGCUGGACCCCGCGAGCGCGCACCCGCGCCUGGCGCUGUCCCUGGACCGGCGCGGGCUCAAGCUGGCCGAGCGGCGCCCGGACGGCGCCGACCCCGCCGCCAAGCGCGGCGACGGCGACUUCAGCGUGCUGGGCCUGCCCGGCUUCACCGGCGGCCGCCACUACUGGGAGGUGGAGAUCGCGGGGCGGCGCGGCUGGGCCGUGGGGGCGGCGGCGCGGCGGCGCGACAGGACCCGCCCGCACAACAACCGCGAGGUUUGGUGCGUGGGCACCAACGGGAGGCGCUACCAGGCGUGCGGGGGGGCGGAGCAGACGCCGCUGGCGCCGGGGGAGCGGCCGCGGAGGUUCCGGGUCUACCUGGACUACGAGAGGGGCCAGUUGGGCUUCUACAACGCGGACACCAUGGGCCACAUCCACACGUUCCGCGCCGCCUUCCGCGAGCGCGUCUGCCCCUUCUUCCGCGUGCUGGGCCGGGGCACGCGCAUCCGCAUCUGCGCGUGACGGGCGCCCUCGCCACGCCCCUCCCCUUGCUGGCCCCGCCCCUCUCCUCGCUCGGCCACACCUCUCUCCCCGCUCGCCCCCCGCCCCUUUCCUCGCUCACCUCCCUCCUAGCUGGCCCCGCCUCCCGCCCCGCCCCCUCCUCGCUGGCCCCACCCCUUUGUUUUCCCCGCCCUUUUUUGCGCCCCUUUCCUCCCUCUUUCCCGCCUUUUUUGCCCCAGAUUUGCCCCAAUUUCCCGUCCCUUUUCCGCCUUUUUUUGCGCCACUUCCCUCCCUUGUUUCCAUCCUUUUUUUUUGCACCCUCUUCCGGCCAUUUUCUGCCCUUUUUUUGUGCUUCUUUCUGCCCUUUUUUGCCCCAAUUUUCCACCCCUUUCCUCUAGCCCUUUUCCCGCCAUUUUUUGCGCCCCUUUCCAUUCCUUUCCCCCCUAUUCCCACCUUUUUGUGGCCCCUUUUCCUCCCGUUUUUCCUCCCAAUUUCCUCCCCGGUUUUCCCCCCAUUUUCCCCCCUUUUUUAGGCUCCUUCCCGCCCUUUUUUGCACCCUCAUCCACUCUUAUUUUUCCCCAUUUUCUCCCCCAAUUUUCCCCACAUUUAAGGAAAAUUGUGCCCAUUUCCUCCCCUUUUCCUUUUCCUCCCCGGCUCCCGCCCUUCCCAAACGCUCCUUUUCCCCAUUUCCCCCCCAUUUCUGCUCCUUUGCUGCACUUUUUACCUCAGAAACACCCAAAUUCCCCUUCAGAACCCGCUUUUUACCCCCAAACCCGCCCUCACACCCAUUUCCCCGCUCUUUGCCGCGUUUUUGGGGAGGAAAAGCCCUUUUUGGCCAUUUCCCGCAGACCGGGCACUUUACGGAGCUCUCGCCAGUGGCAAUAUUUAUGGUUUUUCACCCUUUUUGCCCCGUUUCCUCAGAUUUUGGUCAAAUUUCCACCUGAUCCCACUCGAGAGGCUCCGGUCGCGUUUGAUUUUCUGCUGGUGGUGGAUUUAUCGCUGUAAUUUUAUUGUAUUUUACUGUAUUUUACGUUAUUUGUUGCUGUUGGCGUUACAGAGCGACUUCAACUUAUUUUUGGCUAAAAUAAGAAUUAAAGGGAGAUUUAGUUUUAUGAGAUGUUGAGAAAUAAUAAUAAAGAUUAAAGUUGUAAAACCCUGA